UCAGCUGAGUCAGUCUUCAAUUCGCAGCGCGUUCGGACGGUCGAUAUUUGGACCCAGCGGUAUCCACUCGAGGCACUAUACUGAGACACCUGAAAUCGCGCGAUAAGUGGAACAGAGUGAGACGGGAAACGGAGCGGAGAAAAUUCGUGUCCCCGUGUUCCGGGAGAAGGGCACACGAGUGAGAGUGAGAAAGCAAAAGAAAACAGAGGCCUGUGUACGACCACCACGAGAUAUAACGGGGUCCGAAGGAAUUUUCGAAUCUUGGAAUCAAACUCAAACAACAGCGGGGUGUCGUCAAGUGUGUGUUUGGUGCUCGUGCCGUGGGUUAACUGAUCUAUAGUGCGUUCUCGAUCGGGAUCGCGGUCCGGAUCAAGUGCGGAGCCGGAUAUCUGAAGCUGCUGUGCGGUGCAAUCGAAUGUGCAUCGCGUCCGCAUCGUUACCACAGAAAUGCCCACGAGAUGGUUACUGCUGUUUCUGGCCACUGCCGCGGCCAUAGCCACCUACGUGCACGCUUGGCGUCCGUGUCCGGAUUUGGAUGCCGCGAUCAAGCUACCCUGCCGAUGUAACAUCGAAGCCGUAGGCAAUAAUAGCCAAUAUGGAUUCAUUGCCGUGGACUGCGAACGAACUUCACUGACGGGCGGUUUCCCUGCCGGCCUGCCGGUCAUUUCUCUUUCGCAUAAAAGCAGUGGACUGACCGCUAUUCCGGAUCUGUCGAUGCUGAAUGCUGCCAUUAGACGAUUAGACUUCUCCAACAAUGGAAUUCGAUCACUGCCGGAUAAGGCCUUCUCUGGUGUUGGGGAACACAUCAUCGAGUUGCGUUUGGCCAACAAUCUAAUGGGAGAUAAUUUGAACCCGAUCUUCUCCACCACGGAAUUGCAAACGCUGAAGAACCUCAAGAUCCUCGAUCUGUCCGGUAACCAGCUGAUGGCAUUGGACGAAGGAAUCUUUGUAGGCUGCCGCAAACUGCAAGACAUUCAACUGGACGGCAACAAACUGUCCGAUAUUCCAGCCACCUCCUUCAAGGAUCUUCCCGCUCUGAGGCUGAUUUCACUGCGGAACAAUUUGAUCGAAAACGUUUCAGCUGAGUCGUUUGAAUUCUCGAACAAACUGGAACGGAUAGAUCUGCGCUAUAACAGAAUUCACAUGCUCAAAGCGAAUGCGUUCUCCAGCUUGCCAACGAUGAAGGAACUGUUACUUGCCGGGAAUUUGAUUAGUGUAGUGGAUGAACGUGCCUUCAUGGGAGCUGACUCGAUCCAAAAGUUGGAUCUAUCAGAUAACUUAAUCGCGGAGUUCCCAACGGCUGCUUUGGGUUCGAUCGAGUCACUGAAAGUGCUAAAUCUUUCACUAAACAACAUCGACAAACUUGAAUCGAAGCAUUUGCAGCAAUCGAAGAAUCUACAAAUUUUAGACAUUAGUCGCAAUGUGAUAGCAUCAGUUCUUCCUGGAACGUUCCGAGAGCAAACAUUGCUCAAGUAUCUCGAUCUCAGCUUGAAUUCGCUCCGCACGAUCGAGGACGACGCUUUCGAAGGUUUGGACAACUUGCAGACGCUAAUCUUGCGUGACAACAACAUUCUGUUGAUCCCGGGAAGCGCGUUGGGUAGACUCCCUCGCCUUUCGAAUCUUUAUCUGGAUUUCAAUCGGGUGGCGGCACUUUCAUCAAGCAUUCUAAAAUCAAUUCAACCGGAGAACAUUCGAUAUCUGUCACUUUCGAGGAAUGUUAUUCGCGAGUUACCAGCGAAUAGUUUCACAUCGUUCAAGAAGCUAAUCUAUUUGGAUAUUUCCGGAAACAGCUUGGGAGUGAUCAAUGAGGACACUUUCGCAGGUUUGGACAGCACUCUGAUGGAAAUUAAGAUGUCCUACAAUAAGAUCUCGACAUUCCGGAAGAUUGUCUUGCCGAAACUACGCCGAUUGGAUAUCAGUUCCAACAGCAUCGACGAUCUGGCUGUGGACGCUUUCCAUGGACUUGGAAACCUUUUGUAUCUAAACAUGAGCGGCAACGAACAUGUAUCGCAGGUUACUCGCACUAUGAUCUACCCACUGAACAAACUACAAGUAAUUGACAUGAGUGAUUGCGGUUUGAAGAGCAUCCAAUCGGAUCUGUUCCACAACAACACCGAGCUGAGGAUCGUUCUUCUGAGUCACAACCACCUGAAGACGGUCGAUGAAAACACCUUCAUGACUCUGAGCAGUUUGUUCAACGUCGAUUUAUCGCACAACGAAAUUACGGCGAUCAAGCCUCGAUCAUUCAUCAACACCAUUAACUUAAGAACGCUUAAUCUGCGUGGAAAUAAUCUAAAGGAAUUCAAAGCCGAUAUCUUCAACAGUGAAACGGCGAUGGAAACCUUGGAUCUAUCGGAAAACGAGAUCACGGCCUUUGCUCCAAACACCUUCCGCAUUCAUCCAAGGCUGCGGAGGAUAAUCAUGGCGCGGAAUAACAUCCAGCGAUUCGCUCCCGAGUUGACAAACACUUUGGAUUUCCUGGAGGUGAUCGAUCUUAGUGGAAAUGAGUUGACAACGAUUGAUCAGCUGGAUUUCGCACGGUAUAUGAACCUUCGGGAAUUGUAUUUUGCCAACAAUCAGAUCGAGUUUGUGAAUGAUAUGGCGUUCCAUAAUUCAACCCAGCUGCAAAUUAUCGAUUUGAGUCAGAAUAGGUUGGAUCGAUUGACGGAGCGGAUUUUCGAGGGUCUGUCCCGCUUGGAAAAGCUGGACAUGAGUCACAAUCCUCUGCAAGAGCUUCCGGAGGGUAUCUUCGACAAAAGCCGCAUCCAGAAAGUUGAAAAUCUUAUUCUUAAGAACAAUAGCUUCAAAUCGAUUCCAUUUAAUGCACUGAAGGAUCAGUACGAUAGUAUUUACACGCUGGACAUGAGCAACAACCAGUUGAAGGAUAUUCCGUCGACGAACACGUAUAUGGUGAUGGUGAACAUCAAGAACAUCGAUUUCUCCUUCAACUCCCUGUCAGAGCAGGCGAUAAAAAUGCUGCUGGAACAACCGAAAACCGCCAGAAGAAUCAAUCUGGCUGGUACGGGAAUUGAGCGAUUACCAAUCUUGGAAACUCCCUAUCUGCAGGUAUUGAAUUUGACAAUGAACAACAUCAGUGCAGUUGGUGAUCGAGUGUUCGAUAAGACUACUCUGCUAGAAGUGUUGGACCUUUCGUCUAACAAUUUGGAAAACAUCGAUACAAUGAAGGAAGUUUGGCCCAAACUGGGAUUGCUGAGCUAUCUGGAUCUGUCCAAGAACCCGAUCAAGAUGAUCAUGGCUCAUGCUUUCGAUUCCUUAGAUGCCUUAAAAGUGUUGAAGAUUCGCGAUCUCAGUGAGAUUACCCGAUUGGAGAAGAAUGCGUUCAAGUCUCUGAGUAGCUUGUCGGUGUUGGAGGCCUUCAAUUUCGCCAAACUGGGAUACAUUGAUGUCCAAGGAAUUCUUCAGGAAUUGCCAUCUCUGGCGGCGAUCGACAUUGAAGUUAAGGACUCGGUUCUGGAAUCGGAUCAGCUCCAAGUUAUCGAUCACCCUAAGCUGAACCACUUGGGUCUGUACGGAAGAAUGUUGCAAACUUUGUCUUCUGGUAGUUUUGCUGGAUUACGAAAUAAGUACCUGAGUGUAAGUUUGAAGAAUACGUCGUUGGCUUCAUUACCGCCAGCUCUCUUGUUGCCUCUACCACGAUCAUCGCACAUUGAUUUCGACAUUUCCGGAUCUAAGAUCACAACAUUGAAUCAGCCUUUCCUAAGUUCUAUGGAUGAUCGGAAAAAUAGUUUGGCGAUCACUGGUUUGGAUGCAAAUCCAGUUCAAUGUGAUUGCCAUGCCCGCGCUUUCAGACGAUGGAUCAUGGCUGCCAAGGUUACGGGAGUGAAGUGUGCUUCACCGGAAGGAGUUCAAGGCCGAUUGCUGAUUGAAGUCGGAGACAAUGAGCUGGUAUGCGAACAAAAGAAGCCCACAACGACUACUACUACUAGCAGAACAUCCACGAUCACGUUCACCAAUUAUACUUCUGGAUUUACGCAAGUUAUCACCAAAGUGACACCAACAACCGAACAAGAUAUUAUAUGGAGCGUUGCUCCGACGGCUAAGACGAAAACUAAGACAAAGAUGCCACCAAUGAAGGCAAUGCCCAUUACCAACGAUGACAUGCUGAUUAUUGGAAUUGUGGGAGGAGUAAUCGCGUUCAUAUUCUUGCUGGUCGUGAUUAUUUGUAUCUGUAGAGUUCGGAUGAACAACGAUACCUAUCGGGGCCCUCCGAUAGGAAUGUCUACAAUGCAUCCCAACGGUAUGCAAGUGAACUACAAGAAUGGAAAAGCAACUCCAAUCUAUCCAAUGGUGGCCCCGUACGGGCAGAAUUACGCAACUUUGCCCUACAAGCAGAGCUCUUCGCCAGAUACGCAGCCUCGACCCAAUUAUUCGACGAUCGGGCGAAUUCCCUAUCAAUACCAAAAUCAGCACAUGAUGGCACCCCCUUCGCAGCUGUCUGCCGCAUCGAUGCACUCGGUACACUCAGGCCAGAAUCCUUACAUGGCGUAUCAGGACGAUAAAGCCUAUCGAUAGUUUCCUUCUCCAGCCCUAAGACUCCCCCAAACUCCUCAUCAAUGAGAUUUUUCUUUUAGCCCUUAAUUUAUUUAUAACUGCUAAGUACAAUAUGUUCUGUAUUUUAAAAAACUAAUCGUAGAACAAGGAAAAACUGCCAAUUUCUUGUCACUCUGUCCGGGAAAUCUCCCGCCUUGCAGGAUAUAGGAGUGUAACAGAAAGUCAAUACUUAGAAUCAAGAAAACAACGAAAAUGCUCAAACCUUUGUUUACACUAAGUCGAAAAUAUCUCAUAGUAAAUAACCCCUUUGUCCCGCCGGAACUGUCUUCGUCGUGAUUGGACAAACGGGUAAUUGUUGUUAAAUGGCUCCGUCAAGAAGCUGAACUCUGCGAACACAACGGAAGUUUUUGCGUGGUGCUGCUUGUGAAUGCGAAAAACGAAACAUUGUCUGAUGCACACCUAUUGGAAAGCGUGAACACUUUGUUUCUGUAAUGUAACUUCUUCGUUCGUAUAGGUAAAAAAAAAUAAACCAGUGAAUAAAUGUGCCCUCCAGUAAAACAAAAUACAAUAGAA
Messenger RNA from Armigeres subalbatus, 5085 nucleotides. Its product is annotated as chaoptin. The transcript is spliced from 5 exons. The record is from RefSeq and is a predicted model, not a curated record. Lineage: Eukaryota; Metazoa; Arthropoda; Insecta; Diptera; Culicidae. Gene Ontology annotation, cellular component: extracellular matrix. Gene Ontology annotation, molecular function: protein binding. Bases 448 to 4533 code for a protein of 1361 amino acids.